UAAAUUUCUUGUAUUCACAGAUAUUUAGGUUAAUUUAGGUAAAAAAGGUUGUUUUGCCAAAUUUUUUGUUAUUAUUGCAAAUACUUGAAUCAUCAUAAAAACGGGAUUAUAUUACUUAAAUGAUAUUCUAUGGGAUCUUACCAGACUUUGGACAACAUAGGAUUUGCAGCUAAAGAAACUAUAUAUGUUGAGAAGAAGCAGAAUGUUGAAAUGUUUGUAAGAACAAGUGUUAUCACAGCUCAGCCACCAUCAGUCAAGUUGACUCCAAUCACCUCCAAGUUGACUCCUCCACAGUCAACUCCGAUAAAAUCUGAGAAACAAUUCAACGCAGAAGACAGAGAUUAUAACAGUAGCGACGAAACACCGGUAAAGGCACCUCGUAUUCCAAUGAAACGACGAUCACUCAUGCGCGAUAUCAGGUGGGCGGACGAGAGUAUGGAAGAGAAAAGUGCAAUGAAACAUCCAAUGGAAAUGAGAUCAAGAAAGCGUUCUAAACUGAAGCCAUACUACGAUAUUGAGGAGUACGUCGACUACGGGCCGGACCUAAAAUUUCUCUUCGAAGAGGAAGACCAACUACCCGACUUUGAAAUUAGACCAAGGAGGCGAUCAAGAAAAAGAAAAGUUUUCACCAGUCCAAAGCAGCCAUCAUCACCACGGCAACACGAAGACGAUUUACUAACGGAAUUAUCUAUCCCUACCUCGAAAAUUAACGAUGCAAAAUUGUCCCCUACCUCUUUUGCCGAUGAGAAUUUUUCUAGCAAAAAAUCCAGGCCAAACUCCUCCCUUAGAAUUUGUAACUUGACCUCUACGACCCCAAGUGCCGGUACUUUCACCAAUUCCUCAAAAUUGUUUGAAUCAGUUGCUGUGGUAACUAAAAAUUUAGACGUCUCUAUCACGAAACGAAAAACGAAUUUCGAAUUCGAUAACUUUGCUCAGAAGUGUUCGAAACAGUCAACUCCCGUUAAUGAAGAACACAAUACUAUAAGGAAGACUCUCGGAUUGAAAACGCUAAAAAAUCGAGAUAAAAUCCCGAAACUUAAUUGUGACAGAAUAAAAGAGAAGAAGCAUCUUGGUAAAUCUUCCAACGUGAAUGACGUAUCUCAAAAUGACUGUCGUAUUAUUUUCUCCCCCAAAAAUUUCGAAAAAUCAAAAAAUUUCACUGUGACAAGCAUGAAUCUACGUCGAAGACAUUCCACUCCGUCACUAGGUGGUAUAAGAAAUCAAGAAUAUAUCAUGAACUCAUCUAAAAAACUUUUACGAACUGUAUCCACUCCUGCGGGGAGUAAGGAGGGGGAAGACCCUAAGAAUAAAACUGAGAAAAAAGUUAAAACAAGAGAACCGUGGCAAGAUGAUGAAUGUUCAAGCGAUAGCAAUUCCGAUUCCGAGCAAUUCGUGGAUAGUCCAGAUUCUGGGUUUGGCUCAGAGUCGAGUUGCUCGUCCGCGACCCCCGAUAGUGACUCGGUCAGUUUACUGUCUUUCCCUCCCUCAAAAUGUGAUGAGUCAUCAUUAAAAUCAGACAUUGACUGUGACAUCACAAAGCAGCGAGUAUCACGGACUGAAUCAAAUGAUUCAGGAAUACAAUCAAACAAUGAUACAUUGUUAGAUCAUAAAGAAAUCUCAAAAAUUUCUCAAACUGGGGAGGAAAUUGGAGAGCGCCUCAUUCUUUGUCAAAAAUCGAUUGUAGAAGCACAGGAACGAGAGAGGGAGGAGAAAAAAAAGCAAGAAGAGGCAUUGUUACGGGAGAAAUUCCAGUGCCAAUGGGUCGGCUGCCCUAACCCAUUUGAGAGCCGGUGUGGUGCAGAUCUACACACACAUCUGCAAGAGUGUCAUGCUGAAAAUUACUCAUGCAAAUGGAAGGGUUGCCGAUACUUCGAAAUUGUUUCGAGGAAAUUGUCAUUUCUACAACGACAUAUCGGAGAACAUAGCGGAGAGAAGCCAUUUAAGUGCAUUCUCGAUGGUUGUGACGCAUCCUUCUCGUCAUUAUGCAGUCGAAAACGUCACGUUGAAGCACAUUACUCUGAAGUGUCUUUACCAAAAGCUCGAGUAGGGGGUGAUAACGGGGGGUUUUCCCGAUAUCUGCUCAAUUCUAGGAGGGUAAAAGAUAAAAGAAAAACUCUUGCAAACCGUCAUGAUUGCAUGGAUGGCAGAACACUUGGUUUCAUCAGAAGUGCGCUCAUCCAAAACGAAGUUUCCAUAGAAACUGAUGAUGAUGUCAUAAGUGAACCAAGAGACAUUGUCUUCCAAUCUGAGAUUAUUGGGAAACGAGUCGACAAGAACGGAAAGCAGUUGGUACUCGUUCGAUGGAAACCAGAUAAUAUACUUCAAGAUGAAUGGAUUCCUGAGACAGAAUUACUGAAAGAGAAACGAAUGUUGAAGUCUGAUUUACCAUGGAAUACCAAGGACAGCUUGAAGAGGCUUUUCUUUUUCGGACGAAAAGCCUGCACACGAAAGCCAUCCUUACUAAGAAGUCUCUUUUGAAAUAUGUUUUGUUUGUUUAUUAUAUUUUCUGAUAUUUUUGUUCCGUACUUUAGGAGUUAAGUAAAAUUUGUAAUUUUUUUCGUAUCUGAUUAUUUUUUGUUAUCUUAUCAAUACUUACUUAAUCAGUCAAUAUCAACGGCAAAAUAAGAUGCCGAGGACAAUUUUUUUGUCUUUUUUCUGUUAUUUAUAUGAACUGCAAGUAUACCAGUGGUUGCUUACAGUUUACAAGUGUGUAAAACUUUAUCUGUUACUUUUUUAACAGCCUUUAUCCUAUAUGUAGUUGUUGUAAGCCCCAGUGGCUGCUUGAAAUUUUACCCAUGUGUCAUGUAUAAUUGAUAAAUUGAUUAGAUAUUCUAGACAUCGUGUUCUUUUUUGAUACUGUAUUGAAGGCUUAUCAGUUUAUCAAAUAUAUAAAAUUAGCUUUUUAUCAAUUUUGUAUCUAUUGAAACAUAUAUUAUACCUUAUCAGUUGGUAUCAGUGACAUUCUGCAACUGAUUAGAUAAAGAAUUCAAGUUUUUAUCAGUCUUGUAUCUAUUUUUGAGUGCCUACUCAAAAUUCAUCCCCCCCUCCACACUAUAAAUUAUGCCUUAUCAGUGACACUCUUCACAACUGAUUAGAUAAAUGAAUAUGAUUUAAAAAAAUCUUAUUUGUCUUAGGCUUUUUGAACCCCCCUUCACUUCCACUAUAAAUACCACUACGGGUAAAAUAUAUAAUACAAGUUGUUACAAAUCUUUUAUCGAUUUCCACCCAUGUUGUACCUUAUCUGUUGUUAUCAGCGACUGAUUAGAUAAAAAUAAAUUUCUUUAUCUAUUCAUAAGGCUUCUAAAGUGCAUCCUAAUUGUUGGUGCCUACUGGAAAUUACCCCCCCCCCCCUCCACUGAACUAUAAGCUUCUUUGAUCUGUAUCAAUUCAUUGCAUUGAACUAGUUUUGUAAGAAAUUUUGAACAGUCGGAGAAACUUGUAACUAGUCUUGAAACCGAGCCCAUUUGAACAACAAGUUCAUGCUUCCGAAAACAAAUAACCAACUAAUCCCAUACCCGACAUGGACUGGUAACCGGACGAGAGGCCGUGUUCGCUAUAAUAUUAAUCCGUGUUAUCGGCUUUCUUCUUCUUCGGUAUAAAUAUGAAAAUCCUAUUAUUCUGUCAAAUUUUUGAUUGAUGUAAAAAUUUCUGUUUUUUGUAAUUUUGGUGCUAAAACAACCAAAAGUAAAAUUUUC
Molecule: messenger RNA, 3695 nt
Organism: Styela clava
Lineage: Eukaryota; Metazoa; Chordata; Ascidiacea; Stolidobranchia; Styelidae
Biological process (GO): regulation of transcription by RNA polymerase II
Cellular component (GO): ESC/E(Z) complex
Source: RefSeq, a predicted model, not a curated record